Phragmites australis (common reed) is the source of this 3018-nucleotide messenger RNA. RefSeq lists its product as uncharacterized. The transcript is spliced from 6 exons. The record is from RefSeq and is a predicted model, not a curated record. Bases 921 to 1973 code for a protein of 350 amino acids. Lineage: Eukaryota; Viridiplantae; Streptophyta; Magnoliopsida; Poales; Poaceae.
UUGGCUUUCCAGAGCCACGGUUCGCUUUUCCCGUACACUGAGCUGCUCUCACUCUCCGGCUCUCCUCCUCACGCUUCUCGUCGCCUCCUCCGAAACUCCAAACCCCAGCGGAGCACCCCCGAUCAUUCGUCCGCACCGCCGGUGUCGCAGGGAAGCGGGGUGGGUCGGUCUCGGCGCUCUGGAACGGCUCGAUUUGGUGCGGAGUUGGGUGAUCUCACUUGAGCCCGACUCAUUCAGGUGAUUGGUUGGUCUCUGAAGUGCAGCUACUGCCGGCGAUGGACGGGAGGAGGACGGCGCCAAGGUCGGGCUCCCGGCGAUGGACCUGUCCCUCGCGUUCCCACAGGCAACCCCGGCCUCCAUCUUCCCGCCCUCCGGUGACUUCUGUUUUUUUCCCUCGAUUUUGUUGGGAUAAGGACUAAGGAGGUCACGACCUUUGGGCUGUUAAAUUGAGGGUGGUAUACGGACUGAGAUGGGAAUGGUUUCUGCUCGGAUUGCAGACUUGGUUGCCAGCUAAGUUUUGGGCCCAUGUAUUGCUGGAAUUCUUAAGUUUUUGCCAACUAUUUUUUUCGAAUUUGUGGGGAUUAGCAGGCUGUCCUAUGUGAAAUGAGAAAUAUUUUUUCAAGUUUGAUGAUUAGUGUUAGAAUAUAUAUGUGUUGUGCGUGUGUAUAUGUUGGGCGUGUGCCUGGUAUAGCCGGCCAGCCCUAUAUAUGGUUAGAGAGAUAUCAGGAGGAGAUCUCGGCAGGUCCUAUUUCUAUAAGCCACCAGAUCUCCCCUCCUAUAUAUAUGUACAUAGGUCUCUCCAAUCAAUUAUCUACGAUUCCACGCAAUCCUAAUUGCUUUCAUGGUAUCACGAGUCUAGAGUUUCCUUCCGCACCCGCCCGCCGAUCUUUCCCGUGUGCGCGUUUUCCGCCGCACCGGCCAUGGCUGGCUCACCUCCAUCCGCUUCCCCGCUCGCUCCGCAGCCCCCGCAGCCCUCGAGCGUGGCCUCAGGCGCCGUCACCGACGCCUCGGCUGCUGCCGCCGCUGCUGCUAAGGAGACGCGCGCGCGGGACGACGCCGCGCGACUCGCAAAGGCGGAACGUGCGCGCGUGGCCAAGGCUCGCCACGACGCCGCCCUCGCCCGCGUCGCAGAGGCGGACUGCGUGGCCGCCGUCGCCCAGGCUGAGCGCGACGCCGCCGACGCCCGUCUCCGCGCCGCCCUGGCUCGCGCUGAUCUCGAGCGCGCUGCGACCCAGCCACUUCCCGGCAGCGAUGAUGACACCAGCGACGCCUCCGGCGACGGCGAUCACGUCUCCGUGGCCGGCGACGCUACGCAUCUCCGGGAUGCCUUGCUGCAGCACGAAGCUGCUGCCCUGAUCAAUCUGCACGCCCAGGCUGUGGCUGUGCAGAACAUCCGCCUCCUAGUGCCACUCACCCUCGACGUCUCGUCCACCUUCUACGGUCGGUGGCGCGAGUCGCUCCUCCACGUCGUCGGCCGCUACUCCCUGGAAAGUCACGUGCUAUCCGACGUGACUGCGCCCACCUCCCCGGACUGGGUCCGCAUGGACUGCGUCGUCCGCACGUGGAUCACCGGCACCAUCACCGACGCCCUUGCCGACACUGUGAUCGAGCCGGGCAAUACUGCUCGCACUUCAUGGCUCGCCAUCGAGUCACAGUUUCGCGGGAAUCGUGAGACUCGCGCCCUCCAUCUCGACGCAGAGUUCCGCAACUUCAAACAAGGCGAUCAAGACAUCACCACCUACUGCAGGAAGCUCAAGAGCAUGGCAGAUGCUCUUCGUGACCUCGACGAGCCCGUUCAAGACCGCACGCUCGUCCUCAACCUCCUCCGAGGUCUCAACGCUUGGGACUACUAUCAGUUUGAUGAUUUGCUAACCAGUGAAGAGCGGACUAUCAGGAAGAAGGUCAGGGGUAUUAUGGAGAAAGAAAUUGCGCUCAUCAUGGCAGUGUACUUGGAAAAGACAGUUUCCAUUUAAAACCAUUCCUCAACUUUCAAGCCUUGGUGUUGCUGGAGGUACAAUAAAGGGUUAUGGGUGCCCAGGACUUUCAAUUACAGCAAGCGCUGCUACUAUUGCUGAAAUUGCGCGGGUAGACGCGAGCUGUUCCACGUUUAUACUGGUGCACUCCUCUGUUGCAAUGGUGACAAUAGGUUCAAAAGCUACAUUUCCUUUUAAUUGAUACUAUCUUGUGUUAAGAAGUUUUACCAACUACCAAGAUCAAUUAUGCUAUAGCCGAACCAUUCUUGCUCUGUUUUGUCUGAAGGACAGCUCUUUGUGGAUCUGAGGCUCGGAAGCAGAAAUACUUGACAUCCCUUGCUCAACUUAGUACUGUUGGUUGUUGGGCGCUGACAGAGCCAAAUUAUGGAAGUGAUGCAAGCUCCUUGAUAACUACAGCGACCAAGCAGCCAGCAGGGGAGCAUGACAAAGCAUUUCACAGGAUGGCGCUAUGGUGUUUGGCCCAUGGCACACCCUGAUAUAGCGGAACCAUGGCAAUUAGGAUCUCAAAACGCCAAAAUGGCCGUAUUUCAUUCUAUUUCACUUCCAAUUGAGACACCAAAACAUAUGGACAUAUUUUCGUUCCUUCCUCUAUUGUUGGGUAUUAGGUUUAGUUUUCAUUUCCUGCCUUCUUGCAGAAAAAGUGAAGAACAGGAUUAUAUACAGUUAUAAGGUCACUCCUAUUCAGCAUGUUUUCUUAUUGAGCCCUAAAGCCUAGCACUCCUUUUGACAUUUGGCCAUUAAUCUGUCUUCAUGCAUAGAUCAGAUAAAAAGCAUCUUCCUCGAAAAAGCAUAUGCACAUAAGAAUGAGAUCAUAAACUUCUCUUAUUAAACCUAAAUCCUACAGAUCUAAUUGGAACACACUGCAAGCCUUUGCAGAUGGUAUCACUUGGUUCAGUCUUGGGGUGCAAAUUGCAAUGUGCAAUGACUGAACACCUGUAGCAGUUCCAUAUUUGACUUUUUUGUCAUGCUUCUUGUUGGGGAAUGAUCUUACGCGUCCCUUCGGAUUUUGAGACGAAGUCCAUUG